Protopolystoma xenopodis is the source of this 1563-nucleotide messenger RNA. The record is from the annotation of a GenBank genome assembly. Lineage: Eukaryota; Metazoa; Platyhelminthes; Monogenea; Polystomatidea; Polystomatidae.
AUGACAAUGCUCAUCGAUGAUGCCGGCGAAAUGUCUGUUCGAGGACGCCGACUUGCGCGUGAGAUCGCCCUGCUCUGGCGCACCACACUGGCGGCUCCAGCAUCAGGUAGUGGUGAGUCAUGUGGUCCAAGCUCUUCAUCCGCAGUCGUCAAUGGCAUCGCUCUUUCUGACUACGCCCAGGUCAGAGCCAAUCAGUCAGCAGACGCGCCUCUUUGGAUGCUCUUUAACUCAGAAUUGACUAGCUUUGGGGCUGUCGGGAUUUCAUGUGGUGGCGGCGUCGGAAGCUUGGUACCGGGUAUGUUGGGUGUAUCAGGUACCGCCGGUACUGCACCUGGCAACGGACUUGGCAUUGGAGCUAAUCUAAUAGGUUCUGUUGGCGCAGCUGGCUGUUUGGGACAGACUACAGCAGAAUCCGCUGCAGUUGCCCGGCGUCGCGCCGAAAAGGCGGCCGCCGAACAACGUAAGGCCGACCUUGAACUGCUUGAAGCGCGGAGACAACAACGCAAGCUCAACUUCCUCAUAACUCAGACUGAAUUGUAUGCCCAUUUCAUGGCCAAGAAGAUGAUGUCCUCCAGUUCAGGUUCUGGUUGCGCCUCAUCUACUGUCUUCGACCCGAAUAGCAUAAACGAAGCCUCUACUCUCGAUAUUGCCGGUUCUGUUGAUAAUGUGGACAGAUCACCAUCUGAAUCAACUGAAAAUGGACUCGCUUCUUCGGAAAGGCAGAUAGCAGCAUUAACAAAAGAGCGAGGGGAGGUAGAUGAUUUUGUAGAUGACGGGAUGCAGACUGAAAUGAUAGAACGUAUACAGGCUGAAAAAAUGCAAAAUGAAGAGGAACAUACAGCUUAUAUUAAGGCAAAUGACUUAGCGGACGGGGCAAGUGAAGAACAACGCGAGGAUGACGAAGAGGAGACAAGGCGCAUUCUAAGCCGUCUGGAAGAGGACGUCGUCUGCAGGCAUAAUGAACUAGAGUCGAUGGGUAAUGCGGCAAUAUCUGAGAGCAAUACGCUCGAAAGGAGAAGUGCGUCGUCCAGAUCAUCUGUGCUUGCAGCUGCAGCCAAGGCGGCUGCCAGUCGCUUAGGCGUCAAUGAGUUUGACGAUUAUGAUGCACAACAGAUAAAAGAGUUAGCUCUUGCCAAGGUCAAACGUGCUGUUCGUGAUGAACAAGCCAGGACAUCAAUGUUCUCUUCCAUACCAAACAAGACACUUUUUGCCCCUCACUCAAUCUCCAAAUCUGCGUUGAGUAACUCUACUGCCCGUGGGGCACUUCCUGCCAUCAAAGACACCGCAUCUUUAGGUGAAACAGCGAAGUUAUUACUGCCUAAGCAAGAUGGAGAUGAUGUUACGACCAGCACUAUGGAACGACUUUUAGUGGAUGAUGGUGAAGCGGAUGGUGCCAUGGCAAGAACUCCUAGUUUGUUUUGCGGCGAGCUUAAGGCCUACCAGCUGCGCGGACUGGCCUGGCUUUUGGGUCUGUUCGACCAAGGUAUUAAUGGAAUCCUGGCCGACGAAAUGGGCCUAGGAAAAACCAUUCAGACCAUCGCCUUCUUGGCCAGCCUAGCAGAG